Microplitis demolitor is the source of this 3762-nucleotide messenger RNA. It is a transcript of the gene gcl, whose product is annotated as protein germ cell-less. Gene Ontology annotation, molecular function: protein binding. Gene Ontology annotation, biological process: germ cell development. The transcript is spliced from 8 exons. Lineage: Eukaryota; Metazoa; Arthropoda; Insecta; Hymenoptera; Braconidae. The record is from RefSeq and is a predicted model, not a curated record. Bases 357 to 1808 code for a protein of 483 amino acids.
CGUAAAACACAGGAGCAAAAAAAACACGUGUAUACAUACGAAAUGCAUAUAUUCUGUACGAUAAUUUAAGUGUGUGGGUGUUCAACAGCUGCUGCCCCGUGCGUCGCAGGUUGCCACAAAAUGUUUACAUUUUGGUGCAGAGACUUCCAGCAACUUGAUAAUUUUAAAAACGUUUCUCCGAUAUUUUAAAAUACUCUAUCGAGCCAUGCUGGCUAAGAUAAUUAUACUUCCAUGACAUCAAAUAAUAAUCAACAUUUGGAAAUACUUUUUUUGAAUUAUUCAUCAUUUAUCACUUAUCAAGCUGAUAUUUAUCAGCAACUGCAUAAAUUUAUCAUAAAAAAAAACAUAUACAUAAAAUGGGUGGUUAUGUGAGUAAAAUAGCAUCUAUGUCAAACUCUGCUGUCAAUUCUGUUUAUCGUGGACGCAAAAGAAAAUGCAUCGAAGAAGAUGACUGUGACUCGGAUUCAGAUUUCAUUGACAAAACUCUUCAAACUCCUAAAAAAAGAAAGUUGCUAACAACUGCACAGUAUAUUUACAAGACGUUAUUUCAAGAAGAAAAAGGAAGUGAUAUAACUGUUUAUAUGCUAGGAAGACCAUGGCGAUUGCACAAAGUUUAUAUAAGCCAGAGCCCUUAUUUCGCAAGCAUGUUUUCUGGAUCAUGGAAAGAGACGAAUCAAAAAUUUGUACCGGUUGAAAUAACCGACUCCAACAUAACUCUUGACUCAUUGUCAAUAGUACUAGGAUCAUUUUACCAAGACGAAGUUAGUAUUGAACCUAAAAAUGUUAUUUCAAUACUAGCGACAUCGACACUCUUUCAAUUGCAAGGUCUCAUAGAUCAGUGCACUGAGAUAAUGAUAGAGACGACAAAUAUAAAGACAGUGGUGCCUUAUUACAAUGCAGCGGUGUCUUAUGGAGUGCCUACUGUUAAAACUGCAGCGAAGCGUUGGCUGGAAGUUAAUUUACUCGGUUACGGAUCGCGGUAUCCUGGAUUUUUGAAGGAAAUAACACCCGAGUUGAUGGUGGAACUGAUUAAGAGCCCGGAACUGGUCGCUAUACAGACGGAAUUUUGUAUAUAUAUGAUGUUGCGUGUAUGGUUGUUUAUUCACAUGCAGAAUAAAGAGGAAACUGAAGUGGACGAGUAUUUUAAAAAGCAUACGUGGACAAAGGCACUGUUUGAUACAGCAGAGGGUAAAGAAUACGCAGAGCCAUUCAAAGCUUUGCGUAUGAAAUAUCUGUUGUUGCAUGAUCAAGAUGUUAAAAUAUUGAACGGGGAUAAUCUGAUACCCGCUGAAUGGCUACAUGAUGCCUAUAAGGAGCAGUGGCUGCAUCUGCUGCGAAUUGACGCUGACAAAGACGCUGACUGUGGACCCAAGCAAAUGAACGAAGAAGAAUUUGCGGAAGAAUGUUUCAGGUGUGGGAGGUGUAUAGAGAAAGCUGGAGAACAUAUUUGGAGAUGGACGGCGUUUCAAUUUGGAUUGGAUCUGGUUGUUUAUCUUGACACCACAUCGCUCGGGAUCAGACGAAAUAAUCGUAUGGAUGCUAAUCAUAUUAGUGCUAAUCACAGUAAACGUAAUAUUAUUAUUAGGGUUUGUUUAUUUUCAUUAAAUGAACAGAGACAAAUAAAACAUAGUCAAAAUUCAGGGGUAUUAAGAUUAACUCUGCACAAAAAUGAAGAGAAACAAGUUAUGUCAUUAGAUAAACAAUUAACUUAUCCACUUUAUAUAUCAGUAAAUAUGCAAGUCGUGACGCCUUUUUCAAAAUCCGAUGAAGAAAAACCGAGUGGUAUUGCCUCGCUGUCCGCUACGUAGUUUGAAUUUGAAAAAAAUAACAACAGCGAUGAUUAAUUAAUCAAAAUAUAUAUAUAAAUACAUAUAUAUUUAUAUAAAUCAAGAAUGUGAGUACUAAAGUGCUGGGAACAUGUAUUCACGAUUUCCUUAUUAAUCUAGUCUUGAAAGUCUCAAAACGGACAGCUAAUUAAAUUUAAAUUUAUGAAUAAAAAUAAAUCACGAGGGCGUAAGACAUGAAGAUUUAAAUUUAAAUUAAUUAUUAUAUAAAUAAUAGCGAUUUAAAAUUAAUUACUAAAUUUAUUUAUUUAUAAUAUAUAUUAUAAAUCACUAAGUUUAAUUUUUUCUCUACUAAUCUAUUAGUUCUCUAUUUAUAAAAAUCUUUCGACUAUUUUUAGUAGAUUUCUAGUCUCAUUAAUUAAAUCGUUAGUUUAACCUUCAAUUAAUUAUAGAUUAAGGCCAUUCUCAGAGUGCCUCCUCUUUUUGAAAAUCUUCAAUGACUAGACUCAUAAGAGUACUACAAUUUUAUCAAUUAAUUAAUUAAAAAAAAAAAAAAAAUUGAAGUCUUAAUUAAAAAACAAAAUUUCGCCGGGUGUAGAAUUUAAAAAAAAUUACUUACAGUUGACAUCAAUUAGGAGUCAAACAAAAUUUGUUGGGUAAAUUUUAGGGCCAGAUUUUCCAACCAGGUUUGUUUUUAUCCAGUCUUUAUAUAUUAAUAAUAUAUAAAUAUACCGGCGAUAAUAAAUAAAACUUGAAUUGAAAAUAAAUCCGGUAAAAAAACUGGCCCUUGGUCGACAAAAUUUGAAGAUUUGAAUUAUAAAAUUGUUGAGAAUUUUACUGAAAUUUAUUUUUCAAAUUUCGUUUACCUCCCGAUUGAUGUCAACUGUAACCAAUUUUUUAAAAUUCAAGUUCGCGGCAAAAUUGUCCUCUUUUCAAUUACUUGAUAAAAUUUUGAUGCGUUUCUGACAGUUGUCAUUAAAAAUUUUUAAAAGCUGGGGCACUGUCUGAAAUUGUCUUCAAUAAGCGAUGCAAUUUGUAAGGAUUAAUAUUUUCAAAUAUCAAAUGAUUAAAUCAUGGCCAAUAUUCAAAAAAUUUCUCCAUUUCACGAUUAAUUAUUAAAUUACUCGUAGCAAAAUAAUAAAAUAAAAUUAAUGACUGCAACUCUAAAAAAAUACUUUGGCAAAAUUUUUUCGAAAAAAUCUUUAUUACUUCAAUAAACGAGUCUUCCUUUCGGAAUAUUUUUAAAAGUUUUCAGUAGUAAAUUUUAGUAAGUCGUUAUUUAAAUUAGUGCCAUAAAAUAUGAAUAAUUGAAAUUUAAUUUAUUCAAAAUAUUACGACUUAUUUAUAGAAAUUGAUAAUUAUUUACAUUGAAGUAAAUUACUUUAUAGUGAUUUGAGAAUUUAAUUAAGAUGAAAAAUGAAACAUUCCAGUAAAAUUGAUAACUACUUUGAUUAAUUAUCUCGGAAAAAUAAUUAUAUCAAUCAUUAAAAAGGUGCCUUUGUAGAUGAUAGCAAAUAAAUAUUUACUGUUUGUAAGUCAUAUUAAAUAUUUGUCAUUACACAUAAACUAUUAACGGCUUUUUUUAUGGAUUUUGAUAUGUCCUUUACUUAUAUUUUUUUAUAUUACGUAUAUUAUGAGGGUGCGUAGACGUUUGAGAGGAUUAUUGGCAAUGACAAUUGGUAAUAGAUAUAAUAUAUAUAUAUGUAAUAAUAUAAAUUGUUAAAAUGUAUUACCGUUGGAAUUUAUAGACAGCUAUUUUAUUUACUUGAAAUUGUAACAACUGCAUUUUACAGUACUUUUGAUUUUCAACAUCCCGAGGCUGUGACUUUGUAUUUUGUACCUGUAAUAUUUAUGUAUACAAAGUUAUACAGUAAUAAAAUAGUCGUACGGUCUGGAGAAAUUUGAAGAACCAACGAAUGCAUGUAAAAAGUUUACUGAGAUGUAUAUUUUUAUUUCAUAAAAUAAAAUUUAAUAUUAA